Messenger RNA from Neltuma alba, 3203 nucleotides. Its product is annotated as probable LRR receptor-like serine/threonine-protein kinase At1g06840. NCBI's taxonomy places the organism in Eukaryota, Viridiplantae, Streptophyta, Magnoliopsida, Fabales, Fabaceae. The record is from RefSeq and is a predicted model, not a curated record. Gene Ontology annotation, biological process: protein phosphorylation. Gene Ontology annotation, molecular function: protein kinase activity; protein binding; ATP binding. The coding region runs from base 128 to 3013 and encodes 961 amino acids. The transcript is spliced from 21 exons.
UCAUCUGAUUUUGCACGAUUUUAUUUCGUUCCAAGUGCGGUUUGGUGAAAAGGGACAAGGGGAGUGCCCUGUUUGGUUCGUAAUAGCUAUCUAAGAAGGUUGGUGUUUUCUUCCUUCUUGGGUUGGGAUGUUUCUUUCAAAGGGUUGGAAGCAUGAAGUUGUUCUCAGCUUGUGGUUUUGCUGCCUUUUGCUACUGGUUGCUGCCCAGGAUCCAAUCACUCAUCCCAUUGAAUUUGACGCAUUGAAAACCAUCAAGGAAAGUUUGGUUGAUCCUAAUGGGAAUCUGAGCAACUGGGAUCGUGGAGAUCCAUGUAGAUCUAACUGGACAGGGGUUGUAUGCUAUAAUACAACAUUAGAUGAUGGCUUUCUCCACGUUCAAGAAUUGCAAUUACUGAAUAUGAAUCUUUCUGGAUUUUUGGCACCAGAUAUUGGCCGCCUGUCUUCUCUGAAAAUAUUGAGCUUUAUGUGGAACGACAUAAGGGGGACUAUCCCAAAGGAAAUUGGCAAUAUCCAGACGUUGGAUCUAUUGCUCUUGAAUGGUAACCAAUUAACAGGUCUUCUGCCGGAAGAGCUUGGUUAUUUUCCAAAAUUGAGAAGAUUUCAAAUUGAUGAAAACCAAAUAUCAGGACCUCUACCUGCCUCAUUUGCAAACCUGAAUGGGACAAAGCAUUUUCACAUGAACAACAAUUCAAUUAGUGGACAAAUCCCACCAGAGCUCGCCCGCUUGCCAAAUCUUAUUCAUCUUCUUCUUGACAACAACAACCUAUCUGGAUCUCUUCCUCCUGAGCUCUCCAAUAUGCCCAAUAUACUUGUAAUUCAACUCGAUAACAAUAAUUUCAGUGGAAACACCAUUCCAGAGUCUUACGCCAACAUGUCCAAAUUGUUGAAAUUGAGCCUUAGGAAUUGCAGCUUGCAAGGACCAGUUCCUGACUUUAGUCGGGCACCGAACAUUAGUUAUCUUGACCUCAGUUCCAAUCAAUUGAAUGGAUCGAUUCCUGCCAAUAAGCUUUCUGACAAUGUCACAACAAUUGAUUUAUCAAACAAUAAGCUUACUGGAGCUAUUCCAUCUUAUUUUUCUCGUCUCCCUCUUCUUCAGAGAUUGUCCAUUGGAAACAAUUCUUUGAAUGGCAGUAUUCCUGCUGCCAUCUGGCAGGACAAGACUUUAAAUGCAACGGACACUUUAAUCAUGGAAUUUCCAUAUAAUAAUUUUACAAGCAUAUCGGGCAGUAUUAACCUCCCUCCAAAUGUCUCACUCUGGCUUGAGGGAAAUCCUCUAUGUUCAAAUGCUAGCCUAGCUGAGUUCUGUGGACUAAAAGCCAAUGAUACAGAUACGAAGGUUUCGACAUACUUCAAUGGUAGCUGUAGUAAUAGGGCAUGCCCCCCACCUUAUGAACCUUCUCCAUCAUCUCCAGAAGAGUGUUAUUGUGCAGCCCCUUUGAUUGUUGAUUAUCGGCUGAAAAGUCCGGGAAUUUCAGCUUUUCCUUCUUAUGUAGAUUUAUUUGAGAACUAUAUGGCAACUGAACUCGAGUUAUUCAUGAAUCAACUAUACAUCGAUGCAUAUUUUUGGGAAAAUAGGAGACGACUGAGAAUGUUCUUGAAGCUUUAUCCUGUAUAUGAUGUUCAGAACCAAAGCUCACAUGUUUUCAAUAGAAGUGAGGUUCUAAGGCUAAGAAGCAUGUUCACAGGAUGGGGAAUUCCUAACCACGAUGUAUUCGGCCCGUAUGAACUACUUGGCUUCCAUCUCUGGAUCCUUACAGGGAUUGUAAAAACCUCUGAAGGAAGUUCAGGGAUAAGCAGGGGUGCACUGGUUGGCAUAAUAUUAGGGGCAAUUGCCUUUGCCCUUACAUUAUCGGCAAUUGUCAGUCUUUUUAUAUCCAGAAUGGUCAUGAGAGGCCGGCGUACAACAUCAAGACGACAUCAGACUUCAAAGGCUUCCAUAAAGAUUGAUGGUGUGAGGGCCUUUACAUAUGGAGAAAUGGCACAGGCCACAGACAAUUUUAGUAACACAGCAAAAAUUGGCCAAGGGGGUUAUGGGAAGGUUUACAAUGGUAUUCUUGUUGAUGGCACUGUGGUUGCCAUAAAGCGGGCACAGGAGGGAUCCCUGCAAGGUGAGAGGGAGUUCCUAACAGAAAUACAAUUACUAUCCCGGUUACACCAUCGUAACCUUGUGUCCUUGAUUGGAUACUGUGAUGAAGAAGGCGAACAGAUGCUGGUUUAUGAAUUUAUGUCAAAUGGGACACUUAGGGAUCACCUUUCUGCUCGUUCACAAGAACCUCUGAGUUUUGCUAUGAGAAUGAGGAUUGCACUAGGGUCAGCUAAAGGCAUUCUGUACCUACAUGCGGAAGCUGACCCGCCUAUAUUCCACCGAGAUGUCAAAGCUAGCAACAUAUUAUUAGAUUCAAAGUUCACAGCAAAAGUUGCUGAUUUUGGACUAUCAAAGCUGGCCCCUGUUCCAGACAUUGAAGGAGCUGUGCCAGCUCAUGUAUCUACAGUGGUAAAGGGGACCCCGGGUUACCUUGAUCCAGAGUACUUCUUAACUCAUAAACUGACUGACAAGAGUGAUGUUUACAGUCUUGGUGUUGUAUUUCUGGAGCUGCUGACAGGGAUGCAACCAAUCUCGCAUGGCAAAAAUAUUGUUAGAGAGGUUAAUGUUGCAUACCAAUCUGGUAUGACAUUCUCUGUCGUUGAUGGACGCAUGGGAUCUUGUUCUCCAGAGUGCAUUGAGAAAUUUUUGGAUCUGUCCUUACUGUGUUGCCAAGAUGAACCAGAUGCACGGCCUAAAAUGUCAGAAGUGGUCCGAGAGCUCGAAAACAUAUGGUCUAUGAUGCCUGAGGCUGAUACUAGGAGAGCUGAGCUUGAUACUAGGAGAGCUGAAUCUGUAACCCCUGGUAAUGAUUCUGGAACAAUGUUCAGUUCAUCUUCAUCUUCUGCUAUAAGGGCUUCCUAUGUAUCAUCAGACAUGUCAGGUAGUGACCUUAUCAGCGGGGUGGUACCGACCAUCCCGCCGAGAUAGAACCUGGUGAAACUAGCAGCAGCGGCAGCAAUGUAUGUAAUCUUAGAAUUCUGUGAUCCAGUGGAUUCAACAUAGACAUCUCAUACCAUGUUAUCUCUAGUUCUUUCUGUACAUUCUUUUGAAGCACAUUGUUGUGUAAAAUGAUUAUCUAUAUGGUGGCAUUUGGAUUUUGUAUGCUAAGACACUUCCU